GCUUUUAUGAACUAUUAAUUCUGUGAAUUCAUUAAAAGUACAUGCAACAAUAACUACACAGUAUAACUAGUUCAUAAGUUACAGUUAUUUAAUGCCAAAAUGUUUGCUAUAAACCUACGACGAGUCUACUGUGCAUGCGAUAAAAUUAUCGUAAGAACAUUACGGAAUCGAAGGCUGGAAGUUCCUGGACCAAAUCCUGGAUUGGACAGACGAGUAACAGCGCUCCGUGAGGAAGGAGUCCCUAUCACAGGCAACCCGGAAGAAUUUCUCGAUCAAUCUGAAAGUGAAUUCUAUAAUAUGGAUGAUACUUACAAUGCACAUCUAACUGAGAGCUUGGCAGGCAAGCAUGACCUACGGCACAGAAUCGUCAAAGAGAAGUACUUCAAGGAGAACAUGCCCAAUUUGUUGACUUGGAGUGAAAAGGAGCAGAUACGGCAUUUAGUGAAUGCGCAGCCUAAUGAAUGGACACCGGAGCGUAUUGCAGAGAGCUUUCCGGUCACUGCCGCUGUUGUUAAGAAAUUACUGAAAUACCCUUGGAAACCAGCAACCGAAGCACGCAUAGCUCGUCAUGACGAGUCUGCCAUGAGAAACUGGCGGGAGCUCAAAGAAAACACUUUAGACAUCCCACAAGAUCUACGCCAACACUUUCUCAAAUUUUCUGAAAGAACUAUACCACCUCUGAAAGCCCAAUCAGUGAAACCUGAUGUAAUUGUCGAAAAAAUGGGCGAAUUUGAAAAGAUAGUUCAAAGAUGUGCGGAAAAAGCAAAUAAUAAUAAUAUUGAAGAAACUGAUUCUAAAGAAGUUGCCAUACAUGCAUCCAAUAACACUAACAGUAAAUAUAAAGUAGUUAAAGGUAAUCAAAGGGUGACACUAGAAGAGAUGACAACCAAAAUUAAAAACAGAUUAGACAGUGGCAAAGCCAUUGACCUCCCAGAUCAAAUAAUGCUUAGUGCAGUCAACUCCACUGAAACUGAAGUAUCAGCUACAGAAUUAAGUAAAGAAAUAGAUCUAGCAGAAGAAAAACCAAAAGAAGUAUCAGUAUUUAAAGAACAAAGUGAAGAAAAAACAUCUGUUAUGGAAUAUCCAGAAAGAAUUAGAAUUCCUAAGAAGGCUUACAAAAAAGGUGCUACUUAUAAAGUGGAUGACUGUUAUUAUGAUGAUGAUGGGAAAUUCCUGUACAGAGUCCUGGGCAUGUCCAACUGAUAUUCCGAAAUAUAAAAUAAAACAAUGUU
This is a messenger RNA of Cydia amplana, 1232 nucleotides long. RefSeq lists its product as uncharacterized. Bases 100 to 1203 code for a protein of 367 amino acids. The transcript has 3 exons. NCBI's taxonomy places the organism in Eukaryota, Metazoa, Arthropoda, Insecta, Lepidoptera, Tortricidae. The record is from RefSeq and is a predicted model, not a curated record. Gene Ontology annotation, cellular component: nucleus.